AUGUUCAUUUUGCCCUCAGGCGAGCAACGAGAUGGAGUAAACCAAGAUGGCAUCGACUACUACAACAGGCUCAUCAACGAGCUGAAGGCUAACGACAUUGAACCGAUGGUGACACUGUUUCACUGGGACCUACCGCAGGGUCUACAGGUAUCGUCAACGUCAGUCCAUUCAGACAAGCUACAGUCUGCAUCGGUAUGGUAUCAGGACAGGUACGGAGGUUUACUCAACAACAACACCACCAACAGUACUGUGAUCCACGAUCUGUUCGGAGACUACGCUCGCUUCUGUUUCCAGAACUUCGGCGAUCGCGUGAAGUUCUGGAUAACGUUCAACGAUCCCUGGAUCAUAACUUUAGAAGGCUAUGGUAUUGGUAACUACCCCCCUCAACACAGUGACCCGGCGGAAGGACAGUACAUAGCCGGCCAUAACAUCAUCCUGUCUCACGCCAAGGCAUAUCACAUCUAUUCCGACGAGUUCAGAGCCGCACAGAAUGGGAAGGUGAGCAUCGCCCUGAGCUGUGACUGGGGUGAGCCGGCCGGUCCUUCCGAUGUGGAGGCAGCGGAGCAUUACGUCCAGUUUUUCCUGGGCUGGUUCGCUCAUCCUAUCUACAAGAACGGCGACUAUCCGGAGGUGAUGAAGGCAACCAUGGCGAGGAAAGGGCGAGAAGAGGGAAGAAACACGUCCCGUCUGCCAGAGUUCACUCCGGAGCAGAAGGCCUACAUCAACCAAACCUCCGACUUCUUCGCCCUGAACUACUACACCACUGUGGAGGUGACUGACGUCGGUCAUAUUGUAACAGACAAUCCCAGCUGGUUCACGGACAUUGAUGUCAAAAAGAGCCGUCCGGCUGACUGGCCACAAACUCCAUUCAGCUGGCUGUACAUCGUUCCGUGGGGAAUCCGGAAAGUCCUGGGUUUCAUCCGGAACGAGUACGGGGAUCCGGAUGUCUACAUUACGGAAAACGGAAGGCCUGACCAUGACCGUGACCCAGCGAUCAUGAUCGACAUGGACCGGAUCUGUUCCUACAUGAUGCACACUAACGAAGUUAUGAAAGCUGUCAAUAUGGACAACGUCAAAGUAAAAGCCUACACUGCAUGGUCCCUCAUGGACGGGUUUGAGUGGGCGCACGGAUACACGGUGCGCUUCGGUCUUUACUAUGUCGACUUCAACGACCCCGACCGCACCCGCUACCCGAAGGCCUCCUCCGUCUUCUUCAAGCAGCUGGUGAGGAACAACGGCUAUCCCGAGGGGUCAGAGUUCACCAAGUACGUGGAAAACAUGUGGUACUUCUGCCACAACACCACAGAGACAGAGGUGAACGGGCUGAUAGGGGGCGCUUCUCGAGUCUCGUCCCUGUUCUCGUUGUUUCUCGCGAUGUUAUUGGCAAUAUGCUUCUUCUUCAAUAAACUACAAAACAGCCCUCGUGCCUGGCUAUUUAGUUCGUUGGUUAGCAGAUUAGAGGUCAUUUUGCCCCAGUCCCUGGCAUCCGACGGUUCUAUCAUGGAACCAGGAAAGUUCGUCAGCUUUCUUCUAGCGGUUACCCUCGCCCUGUCUCCCGCUAACGGGGCGUACGACAAGGAGAGAGACGCUCUGCUGAAGGGAACGUUUCCGAACGACUUUAUCUGGAGUUCUGCGACGGCUGCGUACCAGAUAGAAGGGGCCUGGAACGCUAGUAACAAAGGCGAAUCUAUUUGGGACAGGCUAGCUCACGAAGGCAAAGUUAACAACCAAGAUACAGGUGAUGUUGCCUGUGACAGCUACAACAAGUACCCUGAGGAUGUGCAGCUGAUGAAGCAGAUGGGACUGAGGUACUACCGCUUUUCCAUCUCAUGGCCCAGGAUCUUCCCUACAGGCGAGCAACAAGAUGGAGUAAACCAAGAUGGCGUCGACUACUACAACAACCUUAUCAACGAGCUGAUAGCCAACAAUAUCCAACCGAUGGUGACACUGUUCCACUGGGACCUCCCGCAGGUUUUACAGGACAGGUACGGAGGUUUUCUCAACAACCACACCACCAACAGUACCGUGAUCCACGAUCUGUUCGGAGACUACGCCAGGUUCCUGUACAGGAACUAUGGUGACCGGGUCAAAUACUGGAUCACGUUCAACGAAACCUGGAUCUCGGAAGGGAACUGUAACUUUGCCCCUCAGCACAAUGAACCGGCGACAGGCCAGUACAAAGCAGCGCACAACAUCAUCCUGUCUCACGCCAAGGCCUACCGCAUCUAUGACGACGAGUUCAGAGCCGCACAGCAGGGAAAGGUUGGCAUCACCCUCAAUUGUGACUGGGGCACACCGAAGACUCCCGCCGAUGCUGAUGCAGCGUUGCGUUAUGUCCAGUUUUUCCUGGGCUGGUUCGCUCAUCCGAUCUACAAGAACGGUGACUAUCCCGAAGUCAUGAAGACAACGAUGGCACGGAAAGCGCAAGAGGAGGGGAGGACCGAGUCGCGUCUUCCAGAGUUUACUGCUGAGCAGAAGACCUACAUCAGCGGUACCAGCGACUUCUUCGGCCUGAACCACUACACUACUGUGGAGGUGACCGACACCUGCUGCACACCGAUAGAUAACCCAAAUUACGACACGGACAAGGACGUGGGGACCGGGCAUGCGUCUGACUGGCCGCAAGCUGCCUCCGUCUGGCUGUACGUGGUUCCGUGGGGAAUCCGGAACCUUCUGGGCUGGAUAAAGGAAGAGUACGGAGAUCCGGAAAUCUACGUCACGGAAAACGGAAGGUCGGACCAUGACCAGGAUCCUGCCAUCAUGAUGGACAUGGAGAGGAUCUGCUACUAUAUGAUGUACACGAACGAGGUCAUGAAAGCUGCUAAUCUGGACAACGUCAAGGUGAAGGCGUACACUGCCUGGUCGCUGCUGGACAACUUCGAGUGGCUGUCUGGCUACUCCGAGCGCUUCGGGCUCCACUACGUCGACUUCAACGACCCCGACCGCACCCGCUACCCGAAGGCUUCCUCCGUCUUCUUCAAGCAGCUGGUGAGGAACAACGGCUAUCCCGAGGGGGCAGAGUUCACCAAGUACGUGGAGAACAUGUGGUACUUCUGCCACAACACUACAGAGGCAGAGGUGAACGGGCUGAUAGGGGGCGCUUCUCAAGUCUCAUCCAUGUUCUCGCUGUUUCUCGCGAUUCCUAUGGUGGUCGUCUACUGCUUCACUGCUUAAACUGUUUGACGAAUUAGAAGCUUUCAUAACGCAUUUAUAGUCCUAUAGUCGUGACUGAUUUCUAACGUUUGGCGGUGAUCACUUCCUUCCGUUUACUAAAGAUCACAAAACUUUUGUACAUAAUUAAUGACAACUACGUGCCAGAGUUUCUACACCUUGUGGUAGUAAGUCAGUAUUGUCCCGAGAAGGGCAAGAAAUACUGCCGAAAUGGCAGAUAAUAGGUACUAGUAUACUAGUUGUGUGCAAGAGCGUUUUAGAUUCUUAGUUUAACCUACAAAGUCUGGUUGUAGAAAAUGAUUUUUGGUGCAGAAGUUUAGUAGUGCCUUUUCUUAUAGCUUUAGACAAUUGUUUUAUUCCUUCUGAUUAGCUGUAACGUUUAGCUUACCUACGCAUCAUACGUGCUAGAAAAAGUCUUGAUGGUGUAUUUUCAAAACACUCAUGACGGCAUUUGUGUAGCUAUAAGAUCUUUUUUCUAAAUAAAUGAGAGCAAAGAAAUU
This is a messenger RNA of Branchiostoma floridae (Florida lancelet), 3671 nucleotides long. RefSeq names its product lactase-phlorizin hydrolase-like. Gene Ontology annotation, biological process: carbohydrate metabolic process. NCBI's taxonomy places the organism in Eukaryota, Metazoa, Chordata, Leptocardii, Amphioxiformes, Branchiostomatidae. The transcript has 19 exons. Gene Ontology annotation, molecular function: beta-glucosidase activity. The coding region runs from base 1 to 3174 and encodes 1057 amino acids. The record is from RefSeq and is a predicted model, not a curated record.